GUACAUCUUGUCAAAGUAGUCGGAUUGCCAUCAUCUUCCAGCUAUAUAGCAAAGAUGAUGAGUUUCACAUCAAUGCAGCUCAUUAAGAGCUCAUCAAGGAUGACUUACACUCUGACUGCACGGUCAUUGUGCUCACGCUCACUUGCAACGGCUACAAUUGCCAGUCAAAGCUCAUCUUUACUUAUCCAAAGUGAUCUUUCAAGAUUGCUUCCUAUCCAAGCAUCUGCUAGAACUUUCAGCACGACGCCAACUUGCCUUCGUAAUCCAAGUAAUAAAGUAAGACUUCCCAAGAGAAUAAUCUCAGACCCAUCCGAAGUUGAUGAAAGUCAUUUAGACAAGCCAACGGAUAAGGAAGGAAAAGCAGCAAAUCCAAUCACCAACGAAUAUUCUACCUUAAAACCUUACAUGAAUUACGAUACCUGGAAGGCCUUAACCGGAAAACCAUUCAAUUUUAAGGAAAUGUCGGAAGUUCAAGAAAGAGUCUUAAGCCUAUUGCCCGACUUGGCAGAUCCUUUCAAUGAUACACCCAUGCCAGACAAUCAAGGCGGCAGAGAUUUAUUGGUAAAAGCGAAAACAGGUACGGGUAAAACGGUUGCUUUUUUGGUUCCUGCGAUCGAACGUAGAUUACGUGCAGCAAGACAAGUGUUGAAGGGAAACUAUACUGGUCCUUUUGCAAAGAUGCUAGCCAAAGAGAAACCUGAACUUUACGAAGCUACUGAUUUGGACAAGCAGACAAAAGUUUCUAUUUGGCGAAAUUUCCAUGCCAAUACAGCAGGUGUUCUCGUCUUAAGUCCAACCCGCGAAUUGGCUACUCAAAUUGCUACCGAAGCAGAAAAGCUCACAAUGCACCAAAAGAACUUCGGUGUUCAAUUAUUGGUCGGAGGAGCAAGCAGGAGUAUUCAAGUACGUACUUGGUCUCGCACUCGGCCUGAUAUAGUAGUUGCUACACCCGGUCGCUUAUUGGACCUAUUGAACGAAGAGCCGAUGGUCUCGAAAGCUCUAUCAGCUGUCCAAACUUUGAUUUACGAUGAAGCUGAUACCUUACUCGAUAUGGGAUUCCGUGAUGAUCUCGAGAAGAUUCUACAAUUCUUGCCCAAGAAAGAAGACCGAAGCACGAUGUUGUUUAGCGCUACAGUGAGCAGUGAUAUUAGAGAGAUCGCACGCAAAUCAUUGGGAAGUGAUCACAGAUUUAUCGAUUGCGUGCCCGCAGGAGAGUCCAAUGUUCACGAACAUAUUCCCCAAUUUGCCACUGUUGUUCGCGAUGGAAAAGAACAAUUGGAGCAAUUGACAAGAUUGAUCGCAAUCGAUCAAUUACGCAAUCCAGGUAAGAGCAAAAUUGUCGUUUUUGCACCUACAACAAAGAUGGUUCAAUUGUAUGCAGACCUUUUCAACUUUUCCCAAGGUUUGGUCAAUAGUUUACCAGCAGGAAGAAAUACUGCCUCAUACGAAUUGCACAGUCGCAAAGAUUCUUCCCAACGGUUCAGAAUUUCUUCCUCAUUCCGCAACGAUAAACGUGGUGCUUCGAUCUUGUUCACAUCCGAUGUAAGCGCUCGUGGAGUUGAUUAUCCCGGAACAACACGGGUGAUCAAUUUGGGUAUCUCUGGAACUACAGAUCAAUAUAUUCACAGAAUCGGCAGAACUGGACGUGCGGGAGCGCAAGGAAGGGCGGAUAUCAUUUUGCAAGGAUUCGAAGCAGGCUUCUUAGAAGCCAGUCUGAACAAGUUGCCAAUCAAAGUUGAAACGGUAGACGAAACCAAAGCACAAUUAGCAAAGCUUUGUGAAGAUUUCGAUAGAGAUCCAGAAUCUAUUGUCGAUCCGGAAAUUUGGAAAAUUAUGAACGACCCAACACUUCGACCUCGAUGGUCGAAAGAGGGUUCUAAUUCUACGCAAUAUAUUGCACGUUUCAUCUCUCCAAUGAGUGAACGACUUUCGGAUGAUAUCCUAAAGGCUAAAGCUGAAUCUGCUAAAUCUUCUGCUGAUCCGGCUGAAGUUGAAGGUGUAUUUAUGAGCAAUUUGGGUUUCUACAUCCCUAAAGCAUAUGCCAUGGACACCACUGCCAAUAAUGUUAUUGAAGGUUUGAAAGAAUGGGCAAUGUCACUUGCUGAGCUUCCUCGGGAACCGUAUGUCAGUCCGGCAACGCUUGCAAAGAUGGGCGUUUCAACUGGAAAUAGAAGAACAUCCGAUCGCUUUGGCAGGUCAUCAUCUAGAUUUGGUGGCUCAAUGAGCGGAAGUGGUCGUUUCGAUCGUGGUGAUAGCGGAAGAGAUCGUUCUGACCGUGGGUAUAGCGGAAGAGAUCGUUUUGACCGUGGUGGUAGUGGAAGAGAUCGUUUUGACCGUGGAGAUGGCAGAAGAGGUCGUUCCCCUGGAAAGUACAAUUUUGACGGACAUUCCCGUGAAGGACCUUCUUACGGUCGAAGAAGCUCCGAACGAUUUUUCUAAUCGUGCACACGCAUGAGGAAUGUUCAGCUCCCCCUUCUUUUGGGAUAUAAAAUCAUAAGUAACGAACUUUAUUCAUGUAAUAUAUAUCACAUUCUACAUCACCACUAUUGCUAUUGUACAAAAAUGAAUGCAAAUUCAACCCAAAAAUGAUUACUUGCGCUGCCUUUUUCCAGAAUCUUCAUCUUCAUCUUCUGCACUUUCAAAUUCCAAUUCUUCACCAUCAUCAGAAACCAUAUUAUCGUCAUCAUUGGUUUGAUCGGUGCGAUUCCGUUUAAGACCUUUCAUCUUACGUGUUUGUAAUUUACUCAAAUCUUGUUUGCCAACAUGAACACGUCCAACGGUAUCACCCAUAUC
Messenger RNA from Meira miltonrushii, 2793 nucleotides. RefSeq names its product DEAD-domain-containing protein. The transcript has a single exon. The record is from RefSeq and is a predicted model, not a curated record. Gene Ontology annotation, cellular component: mitochondrion. The coding region runs from base 100 to 2439 and encodes 779 amino acids. Gene Ontology annotation, molecular function: ATP binding; nucleic acid binding. NCBI's taxonomy places the organism in Eukaryota, Fungi, Basidiomycota, Exobasidiomycetes, Exobasidiales, Brachybasidiaceae.